AUGGCUGAACUGGCUAGGGAUUUCUAUGAAUCGCUUCAAAAUGAAGGAUUAGUGUCCUACACAGAAAGACAAACAGCGACCAAAGAAGUACUGAAUGCAAUACAGACGCAGUUGUCGCCCGAGAACAAACAUGAACUGGAAAAGAACUUAUCAUCAGAUAAUGUCAGUGAGGUCAUCGACCUCCUACCUAAUGGGAAAGCUUCAGGGACCAAUGGUCUCCCAUACGAAUUCUGGAAGUGGGUGAAUAAUAAAUCAAAAUCCCUAUCCGAAAAGGAUCAAGAUGAAGAACCGUUCAAUUUCAUCGAUUGCCUCACAGCAGUACUCAACGAUGUUGAGAUUCACGGAGCAGCACCCAACACCUGUUUCGCUGAUGGUCUGCUACAC
Molecule: messenger RNA, 384 nt
Organism: Suillus subalutaceus
Lineage: Eukaryota; Fungi; Basidiomycota; Agaricomycetes; Boletales; Suillaceae
Exons: 1
Source: RefSeq, a predicted model, not a curated record